UGAAGAUUCUACGUUAAAGUUGUGUCAGAGGUGGAGGCGAUAGGAUAGCGAUUUUAUAGGAAAGUGAUUGUGAAGAAAAAUUUGUGAGUGCCGAAAAUCCAUCAUUGUGUUGUGAGACGCACGUUCUCAGCACCAAGGAUGAAGUGUCUUGUGAUCUUUGCCAUGUUCGCCACCCUGGCGUGGAGCGAAACAAUUAUGCUCCUUGACCUCAGUCCAGAGGAGGCCCAGAAGUACAUUGGGGCACAAACGCUGGACCUGAAGUACGCCAAGAAAUUGGGUGAGGAACGCCUUUCAUCCCUGAGGAGUCUCUCAGGUGAACCACGUGAAUUCUACCACAAUGGGCGCAUCAUCGACAAUCCCGAAGACUACGUUCAGGAGGAAUUUGAGGCUUCUCAAUUCCACGGACAAGAUGGUCUCGGACGUGCCAUGUUCGGGUACACCGAUUGGAAUCAAGCACGUCUUGAGGCGCGAAAUGCCAACGGUGAAGUACGGGGCUCAUACCAAUUUGUCGAUCCUAAUGGUGAUGAUAUUCAGGUGAAUUAUUGGGCGGACAGCUUGGGCUUCCAUCAGACGGAUAAUCGACCAAAAGUGGUGCUUGAACCAGUCACUGACACACCUGAGGUACAGGCAGCCAGACUGGCACACGAGAAAGCAUGGGCGGAGGCUGCACGCGCCGCUAAGGCUAACCCUGACCCCAACAGCGAUCUGUACAAUUUAAACGCAAAUCGAUUGUAUGAGGAUCAGGCACGUCAGGAGCAAGCACAGCAACUCCUUUCGGUGGCUAAUCAAGCACAAAGCCUAACCCGCUACCCCAAUCUCCCCUACACCAUUACCCCAGACAAGUCGGCAUCUUCUUCCCAGGACUCCGUUGUAGUUGAGGUCCCACAGGAGACACGAACGCAAUAUCAGGUGCAGAAAUCCAAUUUGCGCCAACAGGAAGAAGAAGAGGAAGUCACAAGUGAACCUCGUGGCUUCUUCUACAGCUUCGACUACCCCGUGUACCUCAUCCGCUCCCUCGAUGAAACGCGCAAAGUGAAGAGACAGAAUUCAGGUAAUGGAAAUGGUAACAGAAAUAGAUAUGAGAGAGAACGUACUCAUACUCGCAUCGUGAUUCACGCUAAAAUCACAAAAUUCUCAAAUCGUAGAAGUCGAUCACGACGCGAGACACUUUUCGAUACUUACAUAGUUUCUACCAAUGGCAUGUCUUUUCCUAUCAACUUACCCGCCUCUGACACUUCCUAUGCUACUAACUCUAACUACGAAACCCAAUAUGAUAGAACCAAACGAGCAGAACGUAUUUGGAAUACAAUUAGAGAUAUUUUAAAUUCAACUGGUGAUUUACCACGUAGUAGAUCCAAGCGCCAGGCUCCUUCCCUAGAUACGUUGAAAAAUGCAACAAAUACGAGUCUUCCAGCAACGCCAUCACCUCCAGCAGAUACUGGAAAUAGCACAACAACUAAAACGAAACGUCAGUCAAAUCCUAUGGAUAUGUUUUCAAACAUGAUGAACAGCACGGGGCAGAUGCCUUCAGCAUCUAGCAUUCCAGGCAUGUCUAAUAUUCCAGGAAUGAGUAGUUUACCUAAAAUGAAGAGGCAAACUAAUCCAAUGGAUAUGUUUUCAAAUAUGUUAAAUAGUACUGGACAGAUGCCUUCGACUUCCAGUAUUCCAGGAAUGAGCAGCCUUCCAAAGAUGAAGAGACAAACUAACCCAAUGGAUACUCUAACUAAUGCAAUGAAUAGCACUGGACAACUUCCAUCAGCUUCCAGUAUUCCAGGUAUGUCGAGUAUUCCAGGAAUGAGCUCACUACCAAAGAUGAAGAGGCAAACAAAUCCCAUGGACACCUUUAUGAACGCCAUGAAUAGCACUGGAAAGCUUCCAUCGACUUCCAGUAUUCCAGGAAUGAGCAGCCUUCCAAAGAUGAAGAGACAAACAAAUCCAAUGGAUACUUUGACAAACGCCAUGAAUAGCACUGGUAAACUUCCUUCGGCUUCCAGUAUUCCAGGUAUGUCCAGUAUUCCAGGAAUGAGUAGUCUUCCAAAGAUGAAGAGGCAAACCAAUCCAAUGGAUAUGUUUUCAAACAUGAUGAACAGCACGGGGCAGAUGCCUUCAGCAUCUAGCAUUCCAGGCAUGUCUAAUAUUCCAGGCAUGAGCAGCCUUCCAAAGAUGAAGAGACAGACAAACCCUAUGGACACCUUUAUGAAUGCAAUGAACAGCACUGGAAAACUUCCCUCAACUUCCAGUAUUCCAGGAAUGAGUAGCCUUCCAAAGAUGAAGAGGCAAACCAAUCCAAUGGAUAUGUUUACGAAUAUGAUGAACAGCACGGGUCAGAUGCCCUCUGCAUCGAGUAUUCCAGGCAUGUCCAAUAUUCCAGGAAUGAGCAGUUUACCUAAAAUGAAGAGGCAAACUAAUCCAAUGGACAUGUUUUCAAAUAUGCUAAAUAGCACUGGUCAAAUGCCUUCAACUUCCAGUAUUCCAGGAAUGAGUAGCCUUCCAAAAAUGAAGAGGCAAACUAAUCCAAUGGAUACUCUAACAAAUGCAAUGAACACUACUGGUAAGCUUCCUUCAGCUUCCAGUAUUCCAGGCAUGUCCAGUAUUCCAGGAAUGAGCAGCCUUCCAAAGAUGAAGAGGCAAACAAACCCAAUGGAUACACUAACAAAUGCCAUGAAUAGCACAGGACAACUUCCUUCGGCUUCCAGCAUUCCGGGCAUGUCCAGUAUUCCAGGAAUGAGUUCUUUACCAAAGAUGAAACGCCAAGCACCAUCCUUUGAUGCUGUAAAGGAUGCAGCAAACAGUACAAAUAGUUCAACCACCACAUCAACAACACCAGCAACUACCACCACUUCAGCUCAACCAAAGACAAAACGCCAAACUAACCCUAUUGAUAUGGGAAAGAAUAUGUUAAAUAGCACUGGAAGUCUUCCAUCUAUGCCAACAAUGCCCAGCAUGUCGAGUAUUCCAGGAAUGAGUUCUUCUGGCAAAACGAAGCGACAAACAUCCAAUAGUGGCUCACGCAGCACUUCAACUACAAACACAUCUCGCUCCCAAAGUGGAACUGCUUUAGAUUAAGCUUCUUCUUCCUGAGCUUUCUAAUCCUUCUCCAAGCUUUUUUCUUCGAUGCUUUCUUAGCGCUUUUUUCCGAGUAUCAGUAGUUUGUUUUUUGGUUUAGUUUUUAUUAACAUGGUUGGAGAUAUUUUGCAGAAGCACCCGAAAAACCAGCUCAGGUGUCUGCGAGGGCAGCAGCUGAAGGUUCUGUACCUAUUGAUGCUGUACACGACACACAGGUACACCCAAAACAGAAAGAUAGCGUUCCAAACAGCCAAAUCUUGCCAGUUUUAGUUCAUAAUAAGUGAAAUCAUCGCACGGAAUCACAAAAUUAAAACGAAAAAAAGAGAAAUACAAUAAUGAUAAAUUAAGAGAAAAUAUGUAUUCAAAAUCAUUUUGUACAACAAUAAAAAAAAGGCUGUUACAGAA
Molecule: messenger RNA, 3471 nt
Organism: Lutzomyia longipalpis
Lineage: Eukaryota; Metazoa; Arthropoda; Insecta; Diptera; Psychodidae
Gene: Cpr67B
Product: mucin-5AC
Exons: 4
Coding region: 139-3066 (975 amino acids)
Cellular component (GO): chitin-based extracellular matrix
Molecular function (GO): structural constituent of chitin-based larval cuticle
Source: RefSeq, a predicted model, not a curated record